GCGGCUAGAGGUUCGAGAUUCCGGGAUCGGUCCGCGCUCUUUUCGGCCACUUUUCGCCCGCACUUGGGCAGUUCCGUUACGUGAGUGCAGCGCCGCCGUCUGCGUUGCACAGAGCCGAGAUACAAAGAUACAGAGCCGAGAGAUACAGAUACGCGGCAACAACAUUUCUCGGUUUGAUUUGCGCAACUUCGCCUUUGGCGAGCAGCGUGAAAAGCCCGAUACCAGAGCCGAAAACGCAACCGUUUAACGUGUGUGAGUCCGACUCUUCUGAUUGCAGACGACUGAUCGCCGGCCAUCAAUCAGGCCAUCAAUCAGUCAAUGCCGCUUGUCGCAAAUUGGAGCUGGAGUCGCAGCCGCUCUCCCUUCUCGGAGAAAGCCACCGUCUGCCACACGCUUCCACCGGAGACACAGAUACAGAAAGAGCUACAGAUACAGGCUGAAACCUGGACAUUGGAUCAAUACCGGCGGACUCCAGGGCGCCAAUAGAUUUGGCGACACUGUCGCUGGUGGUGUCUGCCUGCCUUUUGGCUAAGUCAGUCAGUGAGUCAGACACUCGAACUUGCAGUCAUAGUUAUAGUCACGACUCCGCAGCCACAUCCACGUUGUCUUCGCUUUGGCUCUGGUUUUUGCUGCUGUCGCCCGGCAGGUUCACAAAUAAGUGAAAGUGAAUUUGUUUAUUGUAUAUUUUGCUAUUACCAAAGCGAAAGAGACGCAUAACAGCAUUGAGACAACAUCUGCAGUCCAUUCAGUGAGGAAAAUCAGAGGCACAGGGAGAGAUUGGGGACUUCGAUCAAUGAGGAUCGCAGUGGUGCGGCCAGAACUACACACGAACUCAGCAUGUUGAGUGCGAGAUACUUUUUGCUGGCGGCGCUGAUUUGCCUCUCGGGAAAUGCCCUCGCCCAGGAAGUGCCUAGAACUGCGAGCUUAGCGCCCUCGCGGGAAAACUUCGCGGAACUAUCGCAAGCGGUGCAGGAUUCGCUGGUGGAGUACGAGGAGCGUCAGCGGGAGCGACUGCGUCGAGGCCACCGCGCCAGAAGGGCUGUGAAACGGGUCUGCUAUGGCGAACUGGGCUGCUUCGAGGACUCCGGCCCGUUUGCCUACCUGGAGAUGCUGCCCUCGUCGCCGGAGGAGAUCAACACCAAGUUCUACUUCUACUCCACACGCCAGCGAUCCGAUCGUCCGCUGAUGGAGCUGUCCUUUCUGAACAUGACCAAUGCCUUCCGUGGCAAACGGGAGACGGAGGUCAGCACUAGUUCACCGGAGGGCAGUGGCAGGUCCUCCUCCGCCUCGAGUUCCCUGAACUCCUCCCCAAACUCCACCCUUACCACCGAGCGCCCUGUUGGUGGCGGGCAAAAGAAAGCCACUCCCUCAAUUGAUGACCUCGAGGGAUUCGAUGAGCUCUCCGUUCGGGUCAUUGUCCACGGCUUCGGCUCAGCAUGUCCGCACGUGUGGAUCUACGAGAUGAAAACGGCCCUCAUGGCAGUGGAGGACUGCAUUGUGAUCUGCGUGGACUGGGAGAAUGGCGCCACUUUUCCGAACUAUGUGAGGGCUGCGGCCAAUACGCGCUUGGUGGGCAAACAGCUGGCCAUGCUGCUCAGGAAUCUCCAGCAGCACAAGGGUCUCGACCUAAUGCGCACCCAUGUCAUAGGAUUCAGUCUGGGGGCUCAUGUAUCCGGCUUUGCCGGCGCUGAGCUGCCUGGACUAUCGCGGAUUACUGGCCUGGAUCCGGCUGGACCACUCUUCGAGGCCCAGCACCCGAAGGUGCGACUGGACAGCAGCGAUGCGGAGUUCGUGGACGUGAUCCACUCGAAUGGCGAGAAUCUGAUCCUGGGCGGCCUCGGCUCCUGGCAGCCCAUGGGCCAUGUCGACUACUAUCCCAACGGUGGACGCGUGCAAACGGGCUGCUCCAAUCUCUUCGUGGGUGCUGUCACUGAUUUUAUAUGGUCUGCCCAGGCUGCAGAGGACGAGGAGGGUCGUUCGUUGUGCAACCAUAGACGAGCCUACAAGUUCUUCAUCGACUCGGUGGCGCCGCGUUGCUUGUUUCCCGCCUUUCCAUGCGCCAGCUACGAUGACUUCCUCAAGGGCAGGUGCUUCCCCUGUGCCCAGGAUGAUGAGGACCUGGCCGAGGGCGUUCCAAGGUGCGGCAACAUGGGCUACUAUGCCGAUCGAUCCACGGGAAGGGGUCAGCUGUACCUGCUUACCCGCGAGGAGGAGCCCUUCUGCGCCCACCAGUUCCAGCUGCAGAUCUUUAACUCCUUCAACGACCUACCACUGCGCACUAUAGGUCGUCUGGAGGCGAUCCUCGAGGGAGAUGGUGGACUAAAUGAGACCUUUGAGAUAUCCGAGAAAGACGAUGCGGAGUUCUUCGCCGGCGACAUAGUAUCCAAGAUUAUUGUGCCCCAUCCGGCGCUGGGAUUCCCCACCACCUUGAGCCUGCACUACAAGUCGUAUAGUGGGUGGCUGAGCAAGGGUCUGCCCCACUGGGACAUUGACAAGGUGGUGCUGACGGACAGUUUUGGCCGCAGCCACUCCUUGUGUCGCCCCUCAACCAAACUCAGCAGUGGAAGUCCGGUACGCCUGCGCCUUCAGGCGGGCAACUGUGAGCUGGACAAUCAGGAGGAUUAUGGGGCAUACACCAUCCAACCGGGAAAUCCCACAGUGUCACCUACCGAGGUGCCCGACUCCAGCGUCCAGGAGUCGGGUCUGGCGGCAUCGGUGGAUGGCGUGGAGACGGCGAAGCAGCGCAAGGACAUCUUCAACUUGGGCACCAGCUUCAAGCUGGCCCGCAAUCAGACCUAUCCGCUGGACCAGGGCGACGAGCUGCCGUGGCAGCCCAUUUUGGUGGGCAACUCGCUGGAUAACGAGACUGCCGAGGCGGCGGAGUCGAGUAGAAGUCUCUCGGACUCGGUGGCCGGCGAGAUCUUUGAGCCCGUGCUAAAGGAUCGCAGGCUGGCCGUGAAUAGGGGUCGAAAUCUGCAGGACUAUGGCACCACCGACAGUCCGGAGAUUGUGGAGCCUGUGCUCAAGGCCACCACGCCGCGUGUUAAGCAGGGCAAGGAUCUGGAUUUGUCGGAGAGUGAGUUGGCCUCUGCCGCCGAUGGCAUGGUCAGCACAUUGGGCGCCAUAAGUUCUGCUGUUGCUGGCUCCUCUCGCCCGCUCAUGCCCGCCAAAACGAUGACGCAGGUGGGCACAGGGCGAUCCCCGGAUCCGGAUGAGCCGCAGACCGUGCAGCUGCUGCCAUUCCGGUUGGGGGAGCUCCUCCAGCGGGCGGAGCGGUAUGCCCGGGAGACUCUUUUGCCCCUCAUAUCCGUGCAGGCGCCGCGCUUCUUCGGCUUCAAUGUAACGCCCCACGAUCGCGAGGCACUGCGUCCGGGGGAGUCGCGCAAGCCACGCUACAUUCCGCGCUAUGAGGAGUCGGCCUUUUUGAACACCAGUACUUCGAGUGCCAGACGGCGAACGCAGAAGGCCUCGCGAAGAUCGGCAGUGGAGCAGAGGAACCUCUUCCGGCUGAUGCGAUCGCGGUCCACCAAGGAGAAUGAUUCGGGGGAGAAGGUGCAGGUGCAGGAGCAGCAGGGACAGCCGGAGCAGCAGAACGAGGUGAACUACUACACCAAUGUCCUGCAGUCGGAGUCGAGAUCCAUGCGUCCCGAGGCACCGGAGUACAGACCCGUCUUCAUCGAUCUGCCCACCUACAAGCCGCAAACCUCUGCAGUUUCCGCCUCGGCUGCUGUCUCCACUCCCCUGGCAUCCGCUGCCGCUUCCGGUUCCGUUUCGAGGGCAAGAAGGCGCGGCAGAUCCCCAAAGCUGAUUCCCUGAUAUUUGGAUACUCGAAUAUCUAGGCCGUCCCGCCAUUAGGGGAUGAACACUUUGUGAUAUGCGCACCGGAUCGAUCGUGGCUAUGGCUCAGCUCCGAAGAGAAACCCCCUCCUACCAAUCCCAUUUACCACUCCAUUACACUCAUCCUCACACUGUAAAUAUCCGAACGAGAAAGCAAAGGUACACACAGCAUGAAAUGGAAUUUCAAAUCGUGGAAUCUGCGUAGAAUAAGGCAUUGAGUAUAAGAUUUUAAAUGUGAGAAAUUUAGGUGUUAAGAUAAAACAUACCGUCAGAGUCUCGACCUUAUGAUAACAGAAAA
Molecule: messenger RNA, 4135 nt
Organism: Drosophila biarmipes
Lineage: Eukaryota; Metazoa; Arthropoda; Insecta; Diptera; Drosophilidae
Exons: 6
Coding region: 838-3816 (992 amino acids)
Biological process (GO): lipid metabolic process
Molecular function (GO): lipase activity
Source: RefSeq, a predicted model, not a curated record